CGUUUGUCUGCCGAAACAGAUACAAGAAGACGCCAUGUGCUCUAAGGUCCUACUUGCAUCCUUCUGCCUCGUGGCCUUGGCCAUGGGACGCCCUGAUGGUUCCCAUGCCCCUGUGGGCUACGGAUACAAAGCCCCUAAGCAUCAGCAGAGCUACCAGGAGGGGAGGCCAUUCGACUACUCCUACGUCGUCAAGGACGCCUACCAAAACCUCGACUUCGGUCACAAGUCCACCUCCGACGGGAAGGUGGUGACCGGCGACUACCACGUCCUCCUCUCCGACGGUCGCAAUCAGACCGUCGUUUACACCGCCGAUCACAACGGCUACCGGGCUCAGGUUGCUUACCACGGAGAAGCCAGGUACCCCGAAGCCAAGCCCUAUGCCCCUGCUCCUUCCUACGGCGCCCAUAAACCAACUUACAAAGGACCUUCCCCAGUCUAUGGAACUCAAACUCCUACUUACUGAGAACCCGAAGCUCUCCAUGGCGCCUCCGAUCACAGACAG
Molecule: messenger RNA, 502 nt
Organism: Macrobrachium nipponense
Lineage: Eukaryota; Metazoa; Arthropoda; Malacostraca; Decapoda; Palaemonidae
Product: pro-resilin-like
Exons: 3
Coding region: 35-463 (142 amino acids)
Cellular component (GO): extracellular matrix
Source: RefSeq, a predicted model, not a curated record